Etheostoma cragini (Arkansas darter) is the source of this 2726-nucleotide messenger RNA. RefSeq names its product synaptotagmin-like 4 (gene sytl4). Gene Ontology annotation, biological process: exocytosis; intracellular protein transport. Gene Ontology annotation, cellular component: exocytic vesicle; plasma membrane. The record is from RefSeq and is a predicted model, not a curated record. Lineage: Eukaryota; Metazoa; Chordata; Actinopteri; Perciformes; Percidae. The transcript is spliced from 18 exons. Gene Ontology annotation, molecular function: neurexin family protein binding; small GTPase binding. Bases 597 to 2702 code for a protein of 701 amino acids.
CGGUUUUUAUAGGCGGAGUAAUCAUAGCUGAAUGUAUUCUAUCAUCACUUUGCAUAAGCCCUGACAAUAAAUAAUGGCAUAGUGUAUAAUAGGGAACUAUACAGACACAUCAUCUGUGGUGCCUUUUUUGUUAGCAUUUCUCCCAUGUAUUAUCUGAUACGGUCAACUGUGUUUUUCUUCAAAGUAAAAGCUCUGCACUAACUGUUACUGUUUGGGUGGCAAAGAGAGCGGAGCUAAUUAAUGGACUGUUUAAAUGGGUCAACGUUUCCACAUCUAGCCCUCCUGUGGUAAAUAGAGCUAAGGAAAUGUACCUGUCAUGGAAAAUGUGGAGAGGCGCUCGUGCCUGUCUGCCGCAAACUUUCCUUAUCUUCCGGUAGUGUUGGGACUCCUCUAGCGCACCAAGUCAACUGUGUUUGGACACGGGAGGCAAGACGAAGAAGUUGGAAAGGCAGCGAUAUAGCCGACAAGCAAAGGAUCAUCGCUGUCGCCCGUGGUGACGCGUCCAUGUAGCGGCGGUAAAGUCGACUUUUAACAACAGGAGAUCUUCUAGAUGCAACAGCAACUGCGCUGAGCCAGUUAACCUGUGCUAAGGGUUCAUGGUUCAAGGCACAAUGCCCCAGGCUGUUGACAUGAUCAACCUGGGCUUCCUGUCUGACUCUGAGCAGGAGCUGAUACUGGGGGUGCUGCAACGGGACGGGGAGCUGAGACAGGCUGAGGAGCAGCGUGUGCGGCGUUUGAAGACAGAGUUGUUGGAUGUGAAGAGGAAAGGGGCCAAACGUGGCAGUGGAAGAUACAGUCAGCGUAGUUGUGGCAGAUGCCAGGAACCUCUGAGUCGACUGACGGUGUUCUCCAGCCAGUGUAAGAUUUGCAAUCACCAUGUGUGCAACAACUGCAGAACAGUCCUUUCCAAAGGAUCAUGGCUGUGCAGCGUGUGUGCCAAAGAGUUGGAUCUAAAGAAAAGGACAGGUGACUGGUUCUACGAUCAAAGGGUCAACCGGUUCUCCACGACGCCUGGACAUGACCUAGUGAAAGUCUCCCUGAAAAAGAAACCUCAGGCAAAGAAGUGUGAGACAGCAGGAGAACUGCUGUUGAGGAGUACUGAAAUAAACCCUGAUCUUCCCACUCCUAAGCCGCGGAUCAAGCAGAAAAACAAGGAACAUUCAAACGGGAAUUCAGGAUCAAUUGCUUCAAAGGCGGAAGUUUGUUCAAAACCAACACACAGUGACACAGAGUCUGCAGAAAACACAAGUACAAGUAGCAGAAAAACAGACACUGGGUCUGGUCAUGUGACCUCUGAGCAACAAAGGAGAGAGAACCGUUCAGUUCAGUCCAGCCCAGCGGGGUCAACUGUUGCCAUUCUGACCGCUCCAGUCAAAGCAGAUACCGUUAGCAUUGACAGCGCCAACUCGGAAGUUGUACGAACUGCGACGGAUGUCAGUCCAGCCCCAGAGAUAGAUGUUGAUAGACUCUUUAAGAAGAGCGUCAAACGAUCUCCAAACCCUCCUGAGUAUGUAUCGACACUGGACCUGCGUGACGGACGGGACACAUCAAAGGCUUCACUGGUCAACAGGAGCCAUUCUGUACCAGGCCUUGACAUACAGGAAGAUGGAGAGGAAGAUGAAGAUAUUGACAGCUUGGUUAGCUUUCAUAAAAAGACAAUGGCUUCGAGCUCCUACAGCCUGCAUAGCUCAGGGAGCACACUGGGCAGCAUGAUGAGUAUUUACAGUGAAGCAGGAGACUUUAACAAUGUGGAAGUAAGCGGAGACCUCAUCUUCUCUAUGAGCUAUGACGAACCCACCCAAAACCUCCACAUCUUCAUCAAGGAAUGUCUUGGGCUGGCCUACGGCGAUGCCUCACGGCAGCUUUCCCACCCUUACGUCAAAUGUUAUCUACUCCCCGACAAAUCUCGCCAGAGCAAAAGGAAGACCAGCAUCAAGAGAAACACGGUCAACCCUGUCUACAAAGAAACACUGAAGUACUCUAUCAGCCGCUCUCAGCUGUUCACCCGCUCCAUGUUGAUAUCAGUCUGGCAUCAUGGUCGCUUCAGCCGCAACGCUUUCCUUGGUGAGGUGGAGAUCCCUCUGGACACCCGAGACCUCGACUCCCCAUACGAGGACCGCGUGGCUCUCAUGGCGAAGUCAGCCCCUGCCGUGGCUUCUACAUCUUUUGCUCAGUACAAAGGAGAGUUGGUGAUCUCUUUGAAGUAUGUCACACCUAAAGAGCCAACAACUGAGAAAACCAAAGGCAAAAAGUCGGUGAUUGAGGGAGGAGAACUGCAGGUCCUAAUCAAAGAGGCAAAGAAUUUGAUGGCAAUGAAACCAGGAGAGACCUCAGAUAGCUUUGUUAAAGGGUACUUGUUCCCAACUAAGACCAAGACCACAAAGAGGAAGACUCCAGUUGUGAAGAAGAACUUGAACCCCCACUAUGACCACACAUUUGUGUACAAGGAGCUGGCUUUGGAGCAGCUGGAGGAGAUGUGUCUGGAGCUGACCGUGUGGGACAGAGAAGCCAUGUUGAGCAACGAAUUCCUGGGAGGAGUCCGUCUCAGCUCUGGAGAAGGCACUGUAAAAAUAGGAAAAGAGGAAGUAGAAAUGGACUCAGUUGGAGAGGAAGUCAGUCUGUGGAGGAAGAUGAUUCAGUACCCUGACUCAUGGGCAGAGGGCACUCUUCCACUGCGCUCCACUAUGGUGAAGAGCAAAUGAGGACGGCACACAGGGCUCGACCCU